AUAAAUAAGUUUGAAAUUAAAGAAUCGUAAUGCUCCGAACAAAAGUCUUGAGUCUGGUGGCCCGAAGUGGCCCCAGCCGGCUCAUGUCCACCGCCACCAAGCUGACGACCGUGGAGGUCAAUGACAAAACAGGAAUCGCCACGCUCACCAUGUGCAGGGCGCCAGUAAAUGGACUCAACUUGGAACUGCUCAAGGAUUUAAAAACAUCCAUUGACGAAAUCGAGAGCAACAAAAGCCGGGGUCUCAUACUGACAUCCUCCAAUGCUACAAUAUUCUCAGCUGGUCUGGAUAUCAUGGAAAUGUAUAAUCCCGAAAAGGAGAGGAUUCGUGCCUUUUGGACGCAACUGCAGGAGGUUUGGCUUUCCCUCUAUGGUAGCAGUGUCCCCACCGCAGCUGCCAUCAAUGGCCACUCCCCCGCUGGAGGAUGUCUUUUGGCCACAUCUUGCGAGUACAGAGUUAUGCUGCCAAAAUUCACCAUCGGCUUGAAUGAGACGCAACUGGGCAUUGUGGCGCCCAAGUGGUUCAUGUCGUCUUUCCUAAGCGUUCUCCCACAACGUCAGGCAGAGCGGGCUCUCAAUCAGGGGCGUAUGUUCUCGACAGAGGAGGCCUUGCAGAUUGGCCUCAUCGACGAGACUGCCACUAGCAAGGAAGAGGCGGUGGAAAAGUGUGCCGCCUUCUUAGGCACAUUCGCCAGAGUGAAUCCCUUGGCUCGGGCACUGACCAAACAGCAGUUCCGCGCAGCCGAUUUGCAGCAAUUGGAAAACGAGCGUAAGGACGAUCUGGAGAAGUUUUUGUUUUUUAUUAACCAGCCAGCCGUGCAGAAAGGUCUGGGCAUUUAUCUCGAAGGUCUGAAGAAGAAGGCCAAGAAAUAACCAUUUAUUGAAAUUAUAAUUGCCAAUUAUAAAUAAAGCCAUUUAUCCCCGAA
Molecule: messenger RNA, 925 nt
Organism: Drosophila persimilis
Lineage: Eukaryota; Metazoa; Arthropoda; Insecta; Diptera; Drosophilidae
Product: enoyl-CoA delta isomerase 1, mitochondrial
Exons: 4
Coding region: 30-872 (280 amino acids)
Biological process (GO): fatty acid beta-oxidation
Cellular component (GO): mitochondrion
Molecular function (GO): enoyl-CoA hydratase activity
Source: RefSeq, a predicted model, not a curated record